This is a messenger RNA of Thunnus maccoyii (southern bluefin tuna), 2319 nucleotides long. It is a transcript of the gene ube2m, whose product is annotated as ubiquitin conjugating enzyme E2 M. The transcript is spliced from 6 exons. NCBI's taxonomy places the organism in Eukaryota, Metazoa, Chordata, Actinopteri, Scombriformes, Scombridae. The coding region runs from base 191 to 748 and encodes 185 amino acids. The record is from RefSeq and is a predicted model, not a curated record.
GCUCGCAGCGCUAGGUGUUAGCCCGGCGCCAGCAGCUGUCCUCGGUGUGAUUAGCAAAGACGCACCGGCUCGGCUCGUCCCUCCUCCCGGUGCUGUUCGGACGGAUCUGACUGCUGAGACUCCCGCAGACACGGACGCGGCGCAUAGAAGCGACACACAGUACAGACGUCCGAUUACCCAACAACUGAAGAUGAUUAAGCUCUUUUCCCUGAAGCAGCAGAAGAAAGACGAGGAAUCUGCUGGAGGAAACAGGAGCGGAUCCGGGGGGAAGAAAGCCAGCGCGGCCCAGCUGCGGAUACAGAAAGACAUCAAUGAGUUGAACCUGCCAAAGACGUGUGAGAUCAACUUCCCCGAUGACGAUGACCUCCUCAACUUCAGACUCAUCAUCUCACCAGACGAGGGCUUUUACAAAGGAGGAAAGUUUGUCUUCAGCUUUAAGGUAGGACAGGGUUACCCCCACGACCCCCCCAAGGUAAAGUGUGAGACGAUGGUGUACCACCCCAACAUCGACCUGGAGGGAAACGUCUGCCUAAAUAUCUUAAGAGAGGACUGGAAGCCGGUGCUGACAAUAAACUCCAUCAUCUACGGUCUACAGUAUCUAUUUCUAGAGCCGAACCCCGAGGAUCCUUUGAACAAGGAGGCAGCGGAGGUUUUGCAGACGAACCGGCGGCUCUUUGAGCAGAACGUCCAUCGCUCUCUGCGAGGCGGCUAUGUGGGCGCCACCUACUUCGAGAGGUGUCUUAAAUAACUCGGCGUCCCAUGAUCCUCCAGCUCCCUCACUCCUCACCUCCUCCUCCUCCUCCUCCUCCUCCUCACCCCCCCCUCCCCACUCCCCCCGUUACUCCUCAGUCCUGCUCGUUGGCAGAAGCAGCGACAGAAAGCAGCACGCCAGAAGACGCUUUUCUGUUUUAAAACAAAAGAAGAAGACAAAGAAACACCCCCUCCCCUCCCCUCCUCUCCCCUCUUCCUCCCUUUUCUCCCCCUCCUCCCCCAUAUUUCUCUGUUUUACUUCCAAGACGCAGAAUUCUACCGUUUACACGCCACCGGGGGACGCCGACACACACCUGACUGGACUCGAAAACAUGGCCAACGGCGAGCGGUGGCCGAGGGUGAAGAUGGAGGACGGGGGAGGGGGGGGGGGGGGAGGUUUGGGUGAUCAGUGAAUGUUGCUCUGAUGAGUCGAUUAUUUGGUGAACGCCACAACGCUGAUGAUGAUGAUGAUGAUGAUGAUGAUGAUGAUGGUGAUGAUGAUGAUGAUGAUGAUGAUACCUACAUGAUUUUUUUUGUUUUUGUUUGAUUUUUGUUUUUAUUUUUUUUUUUAGCGUGUGUGGCAAAGACACCUGCCGGCGGUCAGGUGGUCAGAAGGACACGCCCCCUCCCGCUCACCACUGUUUGUUUGUUACGAACACGCCAGCCGGCAGCAAACUCCAAACUCACAAACCACGUUCGAUCCGUCCGCUCAGGACUUUUGUGCAGAGCAUCUUCGGCUAUAGAGCUGGUUGCCCCGGCAACCUUACAGCGGCUUAGCGCUGGUUGCCCUGGCAACCUCAUAGUAACGGCAAGACUUCUGAAAGUCACUGCCCCCGGCGGUUGUUUGCUAAAAAAAAUAAAUUGUAGCAUAAAACCUGCGGUGACUCCAUAGCUGUUGCCAUAACAACCUCCGCACUUGUGGGAGGGGCCUGUCAGAAUGGGGGGGGCUUGUUAGACCCAAUAGGAGCAGAACCGCCUUAAAAAGUUCCUCAAAGAAAGCAGUGUUUUCAGCCUCUGUAGGAGGGAAGAGCUUGUGAGUUGAUGGGGGAGGAGCUUAUCAGAAUGGGAGGGGCCUAUAAGUCACAGUAGGAGGAGCUUGUGAGCGAUGAUGGGAGCAGACGCGCCUUAAAAAAAUAUCCCAAAGCAAGAGGUCGAGUUUUCAGCCUUCUUUUACUCCACAGCUAGAGGUGUGACGGAGUCUACGCUGGGAGGAGGAGCUUGUGGGUCGUGGUGGGAGGAGCCUAUGAGUCAGGGUGGGAGCUACGGGUGGAGCAGAAGCGCCUUAAAAAGUUCCUCAAAACAAAAUGUCAACACCGAGUUUUCCUCAAAAUACGACUCUGAAAGUAAGUUGAAACUGUCUGCAGGAGGUCACAUGACGCUGCUCAGGUGUGACAGUUGAACGGGGUUGAGCGGGAAUUUUUUUUUUUUUUUUUUUUUUUUGCUUGUUUUUGUUCGCUAAUCUUGUCAUUUUAGCAACAAGAACACGGCAAACAGUUUGGAGUUUGCUGCUAGAACACACAAACACACAUAAAUACACUCAGCGUCAGAGGGGCGGGGCGUCGUGCCAGA